This is a messenger RNA of Entrophospora sp. SA101, 270 nucleotides long. NCBI's taxonomy places the organism in Eukaryota, Fungi, Glomeromycota, Glomeromycetes, Entrophosporales, Entrophosporaceae. The record is from the annotation of a GenBank genome assembly.
AUGAUUCAAAAAACUUCAACAGGACAAAUUAUUUUGGUUUUUAUUGUUUUAUUUUUUGUUAUCGCUACUACAGAAGCCGGACCUUUGGAAUAUGGCUGUUGCCAGACUGCUUGUAAUCUUGCAUGGGUCAGUUGCUACGCGGCCUCUGGUCUUACGGCAGGGACAUUAACCGGAGGUGCAUCAUUACCGGCGGCAGCUUUGGCAUGUAAUGUUUGUCAAGGAGUGUGCAUGACUGUCUGCGCAGGCUGCUUUUUGGCACCAACCCCAUGA